Messenger RNA from Paecilomyces variotii, 3580 nucleotides. Its product is annotated as putative transmembrane glyco protein. The transcript has 2 exons. Gene Ontology annotation, cellular component: membrane. Bases 1 to 3402 code for a protein of 1133 amino acids. Lineage: Eukaryota; Fungi; Ascomycota; Eurotiomycetes; Eurotiales; Thermoascaceae. Gene Ontology annotation, molecular function: calcium ion binding; acyltransferase activity, transferring groups other than amino-acyl groups. The record is from RefSeq and is a predicted model, not a curated record.
AUGUCGGCGGAUCUCUGGAUAUCUGAUAUCCAUUCUCUAGGGCAGCAGGACGCGGUGGACAUUCUUGCGCGUAUAGCACGCGUCGAGAAGAAGACCUUCCCUUCUAGCGAGGCGUGGGACUUCGGUGCCGAUCUAUGGAGGAAGAAGCCUAACACUCGAGUUCUAUACGCGACGAAUGCACCGCCUUUGUCUGGAUCAGGGAACCCUCCUGUGCUGAUCGCCUAUGCGCUCUAUGUGCGGCAGAAGGGAACGGCCCUGCUGCACAAGGUCUGCGUCGCAGAGCCGUACCGUGGACAAGGAGUCGGACAGAAGCUGAUGAACUACAUCAGUGAGCGGCUUCGACGAGAGGGCUGUCAGUACAUCCAGUUGUGGGUCGACAAGGCCAGGGCGCCUGCACGAGCGUUGUACGCUCGUUCUGGCUUUCAAGAGCGUGAAGCGAUCGACGACUACUAUGCGCCUGGCCGCACCGGAAUAAGGAUGGUGCUCGAUCUUGAACAUGAUAAUAUGGCUCUUCUGAUCAGCUUUCUUGCACUUAUAUUGGCUGCGAAUGCGGUUCCUGCGCCGAACUGGCCGAUCAACUCUCAGUUACCACCUGUCGCUCGAGUGUCAAAGCCUUUCGAGUUCGUCUUUUCGGAAGGCACCUUCAGUGACAGCUCUAACAUGACAUAUUCGUUAUCCAAUGCGCCCUCAUGGCUGAAAAUAGACAGCAGCAGCCGUAAGCUAUAUGGGACUCCUGCGUCUGGCGACGCCAAUUCUCUCCAGUUUGAUCUCGUGGCUUCCGAUGAUUCGGGCUCCGCUCAUAUGACCACGACUCUGGUGGUAUCGGCGGAGGAGGGACCGACAGUUGGAAAGGCAAUCCUUCCGCAGCUCGCGAAAGUCGGACCUACUUCUAGUCCUUCUACGCUCUAUAUGUACCCCGGUCGAUCGUUCUCGUUCUCCUUCGCAUCGGACACUUUUCUCAAUACGCAGUACACGACCAUCUACUACGCAACAUCCACGGGCAACUCCCCUCUUCCAUCCUGGAUUGGAUUCAACGCAGCGAACCUUAACUUCUCAGGAACCAGUCCUUCGUCUCCCUCCUCGGGGCCCCAGACAUUCACAUUUAACCUCAUAGCGUCUGACGUUCCUGGAUUCAGCGGAGCCGCUGUCAGUUUUCAGAUCGUGGUGGGAUCGCAUAUACUGGCCUUCAAAGAGGAUGAAGUCGUGCUCAAUUUCACCCAAGGGCAGCCAUUCAGUACGACACAAUUUUUAGACAUCUUGACCCUUGAUGGCAAAGAGCCCACUUUGAGUGACAUUGCCAGCAUCAAGGUCGAUGGCCCGGAUUGGCUGCACCUGGACAACAAUACCAUUUCCCUAGCCGGGACGGCGCCUCAAAAUGCGGGGGACGAGAAUGCGACUAUUUCUGUGACGGAUAUUUACCAGGAUGUUGCAACUCUCGUGGUGAAUUUGAAAGUCUCGCAGCUGUUCGCGGAAGGUGUUGACAACUGCAAUGCCACCAUCGGCCAGGAAUUCUCGUAUGUCUUUGCAGAGACGUUGCUCGACCCAUCAGCCACUCUCACCGUCGAUCUUGGACAAGCUUCCGCUUGGGCGAACUAUGAUCCUGCUACCAGAACUCUCUCUGGGAAGAUCCCUGACAACAUGAAGCCGCAAACAGUCUCCAUAAAACUCAUUGCCACCAGAGGCUCGACAACGGAAACGCGCAACCUAAAUAUCAUUAUCACUAAGAAGGGCUCUAAUGAUACCGACGAGAACUCAACGGGAUCGGGAGGUGGGAUACAUGAGAAGGCUGGCUUAAUCGCGAUUGCUGUGGUUAUCCCGGUGGUUGUCCUUAUCAGCUUGGCCAUCGUCCUUUGCUGUUGGAUCCGUAGGCGCAGAGCAGCUAAGCCCAAGGACGAUCAGGAGGCAAAAGAGAAAAUGAAUAUCUCGAGACCCAAGAUACCCGAGCUUCCAUGUGGGAAGAUGUCAGAAGACCAGCAGCCACUCGAAAGAGCGGAUACUGGCCAAGCCUCUCCGACACAUUCUGACCCUCCUCAACUCGACUUGGGGCCACUUUGGGAGGUGGAUUCGCUGCAACGAGACAAUAGUGGCAAAGUGGUAGACGAUGAAGCUCGUGCCUCUCGAUCCAUGGCUGAUUGGGGCUUUGGGCCCUCGACAAGCGCAGGAGCGAACGAAGAGAAGCAACAGGAUAGUUCAGCCAACAAUGAUGCGAAGCGUGGUUCUCAAAGGAACUCACCUCUGAGGCGCAGCACUACGAACUAUUCCCGGAAAAGGGAGCCACUCAAGACCAUUCAGCCGCGAUCUUUCAAGCGAGACUCGACACUUUCCGCUAAGUCGAAACGAUAUUCACGACGCUCCAGCGGUAUCCCAUCUGUUGCCUCUGGACUUCCGGUCAGACUCAGCGGUGCUGGACAUGGAGCGGGCGGGGUCGGGCCUCCUGGACAUGGUGUCGUAAGAAUCUCAUGGCAGAACACGCAAGCAUCGUUUCAGAGUGAUGAUACUGGCAUCGAGAAUAUAGCACCACUCUUCCCUCGACCGCCUCAGCACAGGCACAGUUAUUCCUCGAGACCAUACGACUACCCCAAGCGUCUCAGCCUGAGGCCUGUUGACCCGAGCAGCUCGACUCUCUCUGAAAGUGAGUCACUCGAAGCAUUUAUCCAUGGCCGUGCCAAGAGCAGAAACUCUGCGAGCCCGAUGUUCUCAGCCCGUCUGAAUAGUAAAACCUCAUCUGGCCUGCGAGCACUUGAGAAAGCCCGGAGGACGCCAAGCGGCGCGGAGACAGCUGGCUCGAUCUCGAUAUACGCGGACGAGGCCCGACAGUCUCCCCCACGGCCUGUCUCGACGGCGAUGUCGGGGUCGGUCUACACUGAUGAUGUUCGGCAUUCCGUCCAGAUACGGCCGUUGUCUCAGAUAUCGAAUGCGCAGAAACGAGGUAGUCAACCAAACUUUGCUAAAAAGUACAGUGAGAUCGUUGCACCUCUUCCUCGCUUUUGGAGUCAGGGCAGUCUGGCGAGUAAGGGCCGACAGGAGUCCGGAGACUCCCUGACGGGCUCAGAAGACUACCACGAUCUCAUCGACGAGCGCGAAGAGCCUGACGGUCAGCGCUGGUGGUACAAGGUAAAUCCUGUUACGCAUGCCCGGACAGCCUCUGCGGAUGCACCAGAGAGGGUAGAUACAGCAAACGACGAACGUGCAGCAGAAGCGGAUCCGAUCAAGAGUCGGGUACGGCGCAUGAGCCUCAUACGGACGGGCGGACGUGGGCGCGAUAGCAGUCCUGGCAGCCGUAGUGACCGACUAUGGAGGUUGGCGGAGAACGAGGAACGACGACCAGUCAGUAUCGAGGACACCAGCAGUAUUGAUCGAACGAUUACGGGGAGUAUGCGGGGCGAUUUGGCAUUUGUAUGAGUAUCAGGCGGAGGAAAUAAAACAUUGGCCGGUGUGGUGGGAGCAUCCUUGAUCUUUUUUCUUCCUGUCUUUGAUUGGCAUUAUUGAACUGUUGGCCUGGUCCCUUUCUCGGUUGACCGCUAUUUUCCCCUUUGCGUUUGGUUUCUUUGGUUUUGGACAGUUAUCAGGCCCUAGAGGC